GGUGAUGCCAAAGAACCUGCUGCUUCGUUGCUGCGUCUCCCCCUCCCUCUCUCCCUCUCUCUCUCUUACACGUCCCCGUCACCGAGAGAUUCGCACUCGUACUCACGUGCUGUGGUUUAUUCUUAUUAUUAGUAGCAUUUUAGUGCUGCGUAGCCCUACCAGUACAGCAACAACGAAAAGGAAUACGGAGAUCGUAAUGAGCACCAACAAGAACGUUAGCGCAGCCCAUACGCAGGCCCCGGGUACGGUGCGCAACGCCGCUAUGGCCGGCUUCUCCAGUCCUAUCUAUCGUGGAGAGCUGACACACGGCGCGUCCGCCGAGUUGCAGGAAGGCUACCGCAUCCUCACCAAUGGACAGAAGGUGAACAUCAUCAGCGACAAGGAUCUUUUGAAGGCCAUCCAGGCCUCCGGUCUGCGGGUAACCGAGGAGGAGGUGAACGACCUGUUGCGCGUGGUGCACCAGGACGAGCGGACGCUGGGGCUGGAGUUCUCCGAGUUUAUGAUGCUCAUGACGAAGGAGAUGGAUGAUCAGGUAAUGGACGAGAUGCGCAGUGCGUUUCACAGCAUUGACAAGAACAACACAGGAACGGUAACGAAGAAGCAGUUCACGGAGCUGUUCGUCUCCGUCGGCGAGCACAGCAGCGCCGAGGAGCUGGAUGAGCUGCUCCUGCUAGCCGAGGUGUCGGAAGACUCGGAGACCGUAGACUACAAUAAACUGAUUACGGAGUUAGCCAUUCGCUUGAAUAAGAUGUAG
Leptomonas pyrrhocoris is the source of this 754-nucleotide messenger RNA. RefSeq names its product putative ef-hand protein 5. The record is from RefSeq and is a predicted model, not a curated record. Lineage: Eukaryota; Euglenozoa; Kinetoplastea; Trypanosomatida; Trypanosomatidae. Bases 5 to 754 code for a protein of 249 amino acids. The transcript has a single exon. Gene Ontology annotation, molecular function: calcium ion binding. Gene Ontology annotation, cellular component: myosin II complex.